Molecule: messenger RNA, 4919 nt
Organism: Girardinichthys multiradiatus
Lineage: Eukaryota; Metazoa; Chordata; Actinopteri; Cyprinodontiformes; Goodeidae
Gene: ccnd2a
Product: cyclin D2, a
Exons: 5
Coding region: 240-1133 (297 amino acids)
Biological process (GO): mitotic cell cycle phase transition; regulation of cyclin-dependent protein serine/threonine kinase activity; positive regulation of G1/S transition of mitotic cell cycle
Cellular component (GO): cyclin-dependent protein kinase holoenzyme complex; nucleus; cytoplasm
Molecular function (GO): cyclin-dependent protein serine/threonine kinase regulator activity
Source: RefSeq, a predicted model, not a curated record
CUUCAAAUGCGCGCAGCGGAUGAGAUAUAGAGACGCACUGUGGAGAGAGAGGAAAAAAGUUGUUAGCAAGGAGAGGCAGGACGACUCCCGGAGCCCCUGCAGUCUCACUUUUUAUGCCUCUAAAAGACUCGCCCUGCUACCUUUCGCGCUGCAACGCAUGUUUUAUGUGUCAGAAGGACAGAUUCUACGUCUUUAUUUUAGUAACUUAAGUUGAAAGAUCCCCCUUCCGCCCCAAAACCAUGGAGCUGCUCUGCCUCGAAAUGGACACCAACAUACGAGCUCGUCCCGAUCCGAACCUCCUGCGUGAUGACAGAGUUCUGCAGAGAUUGUUAACUAUCGAGGAGAGGUUUUUGCCCCAGUAUUCUUAUUUCAAAUGCGUCCAGAAAGACAUUCAGCCCUUUAUGAGGAGGAUGGUCGCUACGUGGAUGUUGGAGGUCUGCGAGGAGCAGAAGUGCGAGGAAGAAGUUUUUCCUUUGGCCAUGAACUACUUGGACAGAUUUUUAGCAAUGGUACCAAUCAAAAAGUGUAACCUGCAGCUGCUGGGAGCAGUUUGCAUGUUUCUUGCUUCCAAGUUGAAAGAGACUCGUCCAUUAACUGCAGAGAAGCUUUGCAUCUACACAGACAACUCCAUUAGACCACAAGAGCUGCUGGAAUGGGAACUGGUGGUUUUGGGGAAGUUGAAGUGGAACUUGGCCGCAGUAACGCCAAACGACUUCAUUGAGCACAUUGUGAGGAGGCUGCCACUGCCUGAGGAUAAGCUGGCACUUAUACGGAAGCAUGUCCAGACCUUCAUUGCCCUUUGUGCCACAGAUUUCCGAUUCGCCAUGUACCCUCCCUCCAUGAUUGCCACAGGAAGUGUGGGGGCUGCAAUCUGUGGCCUGCAGCUGGAUUCAGCUGACCACUCACAGUGGGGGGACAGUCUGACGGACCUGCUGGCCAAAAUCACCAACACAGAAGUGGAUGUUUUAAAGGAGUGCCAGGAGCAGAUCGAGCGCGUUCUGGAGAGCAGCCUCCGUGAAGGACGGCAGCAGCAACAGCAGCAGCAGCAAACUCAGAGAGGUCCCAGUGGGAAAGGCCUGGAUGAGCUGGACCAGUCCUCCACCCCAACAGAUGUCCGUGAUGUCAACUUGUGAAGCACCAAAGGGCACCGUUGCACAGGAUUUACAAAAAUCUUUUUCAAAAGCAUCAUGAAAAAAAACCUUCAGUUUUCAUAAAAGCAGAAAAAAAGAAGAAAAGGACAAAAAAUCAUUAAAAACAUAAGCCCUUUAAAAGAAAUACAAGGACAAUGCUUGCUAGUUUUUGUAGAUAAUCUGUUCUUCAAGUAAAAAACUAAAACACCUGCACAUGAAAUAGAUUUUCUAUGAUGCUCCAGUCUAAAAUCUGAUAAAGCUCUGUGGUGCCUUGGAUAUACAGAAGGGAAGCCAAUCAUGUUUGUGUAGCAUGACCUUAGAGUUAAGGAGCUGCAUACACAGAAUAACAGCAGGGCUUAUGUUAAUUUUUUCUCUUUAUAUUUUCAAAGAUUAUUAUCACAGUUGCAUUUGCGUCUGGUGUGAGAAAGGACAUGUCCUCUGUCAGACAACGUCCACCUUUGUGGACAGUGAGAGGAAGACAGAAGAACUUUGUAGAAAAGUUGGAAGGUCCCAUUUCCCGGCAACCGCUGAAAUGAUAACAAUUAUUAGUGGUAUUAGUUUUUAUAAUGAUAUUAGUUUUUAUAAUUAUUAAUACUACAAUUAGAAAUAUUUUGGAACGUCAUAGUGGAUCAAUAAGCUCCUUUGGUCAGGCUGCUUUUAUGCAUCAGUUUGUAGAUGCAGUGUGUGUGUGUGUGUCUGUAUGUUUGUACAUGUGUGUGAAUGUGUGUGUGUGUGCAUAUAAAUCUCUGUCUACAUAAGCAGUCUGCAGCAUGAGGCACUUACAGUUCUGUGUGCAAAAGGCAAGACAGAGCGAGUCGAGGCUGUGCCUGCUUCGUCAGUCCUUAUAACAGGGCAUGUAUGCUAAGUCACUGCCUUAAUGCAUUAACAGUGCAUCAUAUUUCAUUGUUAGUCACCUAAAAUAAAAGGGUGGACAAUGAGAUAAAGAAAGAUGUGGACAAAGGGACUUAGUUUUAGAGUCCAUAUCUAUCUCAUGAGCACUUCACCUCAGACUCAGAGAUAAUGUAAGGUAUUUUAUUGCCAUUGACACGAUGAAAUACAACAGAUACUUUCUUCCUCUGGUUGCUGUGAGUGGAUAUUCCCUCACUGCUGUGUGAGCAGUAAAAAUCUGUGUAUGGCAUGAUUGAACCACAUCUUAAAGAAGGCUUCAGGUCAAGACUUGAGAAGAAGCCUGAACAGUAAAGAAGUGACUGCGGUUGUGCAGAGAAGGUUAUGAUGGUGCAGGAGCUUGCUGCUGUGGAGGAGAUGAUGUUAAAACAAGCCUCAAUAUGAAACUUCAACGUUUGGCUUUGAGGUAGUAAUGGAUGUUUAAAAUGACAUUAGUGGUUGAACAACAAAUGUUCUAGGUUUUCAUGUAUCGGGAGAGUGAGGAACUCAGACUGUUAGCAGAUGUAAUGAGGGGGUGGGGGGUAUGGCAUGAUAAUAAACUUUAAUGCUUCUGAUAGGGUUCAGUCCAGCUCCCUUUUAUAAUUUCAAUGGCAAAGCACUUUGAGAAUUAGCUCCCCAGGAGAUGAGUCGAAUAAGACAACCUUUGGGUUGGAUUGGAGGUAAAUGGAUCUUUUAUUCCUUUUCUUUGGUUUACUUCAUAGGGCUGGUUUCCCAAACCUCAGACAGAACAUUUUGUCGAAAGAGAGUUGGAUUUCAAACACAGUUUUACGUAAUUUAGGGGACAUUCCUGUUUUAAAAAACAUUCCUGAUCCAAUAAUUUCUCUGAUAAUUUUUUUUUUUGGGGGGGGGGGGUAAUUAUUCAUUCAAACAGAGAUCCGAUCCGUGACUUUUUUUUUUUUUUUUUACUUGAAUUAGUUUUUUUCAUUUCAUUUCAUUCAUCUGCAUCACGGCCCACGAGGAAGCUACAUAAUCGGGUGGUUUUAAGAUCCCAGCCAACAUUACAUAUGGGUCCCAGAUAGGGAGGAAAGGGUCUAGCAAUGGGCCCUAGAGGAAAUUUCCAGGGCUUAAACAAUGGCCAAAGGUUAAUGCCGGUGCAGAUUUAAUGCACGACAGUUGUGGGCAAAAAGUGAGACCCAUGUGGAUCUUUAAUGUGUCGUAGGAUUAGAGCUGAUUUUAUUGAUUUUUUUUUUUAGACCUAAUUUAAGCCCCAGCUGGAUUUGUCAUGGGAUGUAUUCAGUUGAUCCAAGUAGGGUCAAAGCCCAUUUUGAACUCAGGUCCACUUAGUACCUGCCUAGCCCAAGCCAAGCCCCUGUGGGGCCCACAUACAGGUAUUGGCUGGGAUCCAGUAUUUGCACGUUUGUCAAAGGGCAGUGAUUCCUGCAACGUUAACACCACCCAGCCUUCGUUCAGAAGAAGCACCCAAACCUUUGCGUGUCACUUGAGCCUGUGAACACACUGGGCCCCCAUGUGAGCUUCAUUGCUUUAAAUCCACAGCAGAAGUGGGUCAUUGUCAGCCGUACUGGGCACAGUGCAGAGGCAUGAUCCGGCCACAGCAAGCUGUCUUUCAGUUAAUGUUUGAUUUUAUUUCUCAUGACAGUAUGUGAUGUUGCUGAGUGUAUGUUUAUCAGUCUGAAGACAGAAUGUGGUGACCUGAUGAGUUUCAGUGAAACUGAGCUUCCCCAACACCCCACCCUGUUCCUGGUGUGGCCCCAUCAUUCCGCCUCUGUUCGCCUGAUGUAAACUCUUCUCAACUUUGUUGUGAUUUUUUUAUCUUUUCUGCAGAUUUAUUGUUGCAUGUGUUAUGUGUUGACACCACCGUUCAGUUCGUGUUUGAUAUGUUUUUUGGGGGGUUAUCAGACCCACUGUAGGGGUUUUUCUAUGAUUUAGAGAUACUGUAUUCCAAAGUGAAGAGAAGUCCGAGGAGGUGUGAAGAAAUCAACAAAAAAAGUGUCAAUAUUUUAUUGUCUUUUUGCGCUGCUAAGAGCUAUGAAUUUGUUUCAUUUAUACAAAAAAUAACAUUACCUAGUCGUGAUGUGUCACAUGUGUGCUGCUAUUUUAUAAACAUUUGUAUUAUAAUAUAAUUAUUUUACUGCUUAAGAGAUACAUCCAGAAACAAAGUAGAUGGUUUUAGAAGAACGUGAAAUGAGUAUUUGACUGGAAAUGUUCCUUGUACAGUUAGAUAGCACGUUUCAUUUCCCCUGUUUUGUUAUCUAUUUUGCUCUCCUGAAUCUGUCACAUUCUGCAUCAGUUCUAUUUCCUAUACCUCAGGAUUACUGGACAAAAUAAAACACAAAUCCAUUGCAUAUACCUCUGCAGCAAGGAAGCCUGAAAUGGAGGAGCAGGAAUACUUUGGGAUGUGUGGGGGAAAAUAGCAUGAUUCCUAUUCUUUUAAUGGGGCAACAACUUCCUCAGCAAGAUGGGAAACAGGAAAUAUGCAAGGCUUCCACUUGGACUCAAACCACACUGGGGGGGGUGGUGGGGGCAUAACUUUUUGAUAGAUCAUGCAUGUUCAUUUUUGUCCGUGUUGGUGCUACACCUGACUUGUUAUGUGCUACAGAAGGGGAACGGCAUUCCUCAGAAUGGCCAAAGUGCAGUUUUUGCUUUACAUGUCCAUGAUCCGAUGAAUGUCAUAAAUAAAUAUGGAUUCUGUAUGUGAAAAUGUUUUGUUUUGGUCCAGAAGAAUGUGUUUUGCACCACUGGAACAGCCCCACCUGUCAUGUCACGUUCUGUCAUAAAUAUUCAGAUAUUUGUAAGUUUGAAAGGUGUAGAUUUCCCCUGGAGUCCCUCCACUGUUAUAACUCCUAUUAUGUACCUCAGAUGUCUGUUGCACAAAUUCUGUUCAAUAAACUUCUGCUUUAAAGGGUGUGACACCACAUCAGCUCA